GAGGGGCUGGUGAUUGGCCGAUUCGGAUCACGUGCCCUCGCGUCUGCCGCCGUCCUCUGUCUUAGUUCGUCGUCCUAUCUCUGUUGUAGCUUCCCGGCUCUGCUCUGUCCUGUGCCACCGAGGCCGGGCCGUCCCGGAGACUCGAGCCGCUUCCCCGUCAUGGAUAACUCCGGCAAGGAGGCAGAGGCGCUGGCGCUGCUGGCCGAGGCAGAGCGCAAGGUCAAGAACUCGCAGUCCUUCUUCUCCGGUCUCUUCGGAGGCUCGUCCAAAAUCGAGGAGGCGUGUGAAAUCUACUCAAGAGCCGCAAAUAUGUUCAAGAUGGCCAAGAGCUGGAGUGCUGCUGGGAAUGCAUUCUGCCACGCGGCCCAGCUGCACCUCCAGCUUCAAAGCAAGCAUGAUGCGGCCACCAGUUUUGUGGAUGCAGGGAACGCCUUCAAGAAAGCAGACCCCCAAGAGGCUAUUAACUGUUUGAUGAGAGCUAUUGAGAUCUACACAGACAUGGGCCGCUUCACGAUCGCAGCCAAACACCACAUCUCCAUUGCUGAGAUCUAUGAGACGGAGCUGGUGGACAUUGAGAAGGCCAUAGCUCAUUAUGAGCAGUCUGCAGAUUAUUACAAGGGGGAAGAGUCCAACAGCUCUGCCAACAAGUGCCUGCUGAAGGUGGCUGGUUAUGCCGCUCAGCUGGAGCAGUACCAGAAGGCCAUUGAGAUCUAUGAGCAGGUGGGAACGAAUGCCAUGGACAGUCCCCUGCUGAAGUACAGUGCAAAGGACUAUUUCUUCAAGGCCGCUCUGUGUCACUUCUGCAUUGACAUGCUGAAUGCCAAGUUGGCCGUACAGAAAUACGAAGAGAUGUUUCCAGCUUUUUCUGAUUCCCGAGAAUGCAAGCUAAUCAAAAAACUCCUGGAUGCCCACGAAGAACAGAAUGUGGAUGCCUACACCGAGCUGGUAAAGGAAUACGAUUCCAUCUCGAGGCUGGACCAGUGGCUUACCACCAUGCUUCUGCGCAUCAAGAAGACCAUCCAGGGGGACGAGGAAGAUCUUCGCUAGCCCCCAGCCCCAGCGGGCUCUUGACCUCCAUUGGGCUCCCCCUGACCUCCCCCCUUCAAGGCUAAACAGAUUGUAGGAUGGGUGGGGAGGGAGGUGUGGGGGAGACCCUGCCUGGAGGCCUGUAGCCAGGGGAUUGAACCCCACAGCCAGAGGUCCAGAGGGAGUCCCAGCCCGGAGCCUGGCCCCUCUGUGGCCCAGCACAUCUGCACAGAACCAGGACUUCAGCCUAACCCGUGCCCUGGCCUGCCUUCUCACCAGGGGAGCAGGGGGGAUUCUCUGCUUCCCUUUGCCGCCCCCCCCCCCCAGGGGGCCCUCUGCUCAGGCUCUGCCCCCCUUUCUAUGCAUCCUUUCCCCCAGGCCCCCCCACCUCUCAGGUUUGGCCCUUUGGCCCAGGAUGCUUCUCCCCUCCCCCUCCCGUGCCCCCCUCCCGCUGCUGGGGGAACGGGGCUCAGAGCAUGUUUGUCAAGUGGGUCGGACGGGAGGAUGACUGGAGAACAAAAAUAAACAGUUUUGCAUGA
Messenger RNA from Trichosurus vulpecula (common brushtail), 1565 nucleotides. RefSeq names its product NSF attachment protein alpha (gene NAPA). Gene Ontology annotation, cellular component: vacuolar membrane; synaptobrevin 2-SNAP-25-syntaxin-1a complex; terminal bouton. The record is from RefSeq and is a predicted model, not a curated record. Gene Ontology annotation, biological process: regulation of synaptic vesicle priming; intracellular protein transport; synaptic transmission, glutamatergic. The coding region runs from base 160 to 1047 and encodes 295 amino acids. The transcript has 11 exons. Lineage: Eukaryota; Metazoa; Chordata; Mammalia; Diprotodontia; Phalangeridae. Gene Ontology annotation, molecular function: soluble NSF attachment protein activity; syntaxin binding.